Messenger RNA from Pyrus x bretschneideri (Chinese white pear), 756 nucleotides. Its product is annotated as 40S ribosomal protein S12. The record is from RefSeq and is a predicted model, not a curated record. Gene Ontology annotation, biological process: translation. The coding region runs from base 155 to 589 and encodes 144 amino acids. Gene Ontology annotation, molecular function: structural constituent of ribosome. Lineage: Eukaryota; Viridiplantae; Streptophyta; Magnoliopsida; Rosales; Rosaceae. The transcript is spliced from 5 exons. Gene Ontology annotation, cellular component: ribosome; cytosolic small ribosomal subunit.
UACACAUUGGUGGGUUUAGGGUUCAUGUAAGUUGAAACAUAUAAGGCCUCCCGCCGUCGUCUCCCCAUUCACUUAUCUUGCAAGUGCAGCUCUCAGAUCUUUACCUCGCCGCAAUCAUCUUCAAAGGGUUUGUAAUUUCAACCGGCCCCAAAAAAUGGCAGGAGAAGAAGAGGUUGCUGUUCCUAUUGCUGAGCCUGUUGCUGCUGCUGCAGCUCCAGGCGAACCCAUGGACCUUCUGACAGCACUGCAACUUGUGCUGAGGAAGUCAUUGGCUCAUGGUGGGCUCACUCGUGGACUCCAUGAAGGUGCAAAGGUCAUCGAGAAACAUGCCGCACAGCUUUGUGUUGUAGCUGAGGACUGUGACCAGGCUGAUUAUGUUAAGCUUGUUAAGGCUCUAUGCGCUGACCAUAACGUCAAACUAAUGUCAAUUCCUAGUGCGAAAACUCUUGGAGAAUGGGCUGGUCUUUGCAAGAUUGAUUCCGAAGGAAAGGCAAGAAAGGUGGUUGGUUGCUCAUGCGUUGUUGUGAAGGAUUUUGGCGAGGAAUCGGAAGGCCUUCACGUUGUUCAGGAGCACAUUAAGUCCCAUUAAAUUUGAAAAGAGUCUGCCUCAUGUUGAUUUGUGUUUGAUGUUCAUUAGGUCCCAAACUUGUAGAAGUGGAAUUGAGUAACUAUCCUUCUGAUUAUCAAAACAUUUGAUAUUUUUUCGGUCUUUUACCUCUGUUCUUAAAUGAUGAAAUUUUCCGUGUGGUUUUGUUA